AAACGUUCACUCUUCAGCGGUAUAAAUCGACUUUGAUUUUAAUAUCUGACACGACUUUCCGAUUUGUUAUGUUCUGAUCAAAGAAAACGUCAAGAAAUGGAUGAAAUAUGGACACUGCUUUUACUCUGUCUUGCUAUGUUGAUUGGUUGUUACAUGUCAGGACUGAUACCACUUGCAAUCACAUUUUCAGAGGAGAAGCUGAAACUAGUGACAGUAUUUGGUGCAGGUCUACUGGUAGGAACAGCUUUAGCUGUCAUUAUACCAGAGGGAAUACAUGCUAUGUAUAGUGCUGGUCCAGGUCACCACGAUCAUGAGCAUUCUUCGACUGAAAAAGAGGCUACAGAACAUAAACAUGAGGCUGGUUCAUCACAUGACCAUCACAGCCAUGGAAUGGAAGAUAAUCAUUCGAUAAUUGGCGUUACCUUGGUAAUAGGAUUUAUAUUUAUGUUGUUGGUAGACCAAAUAGGAGGAUCACAUAUGCAUGGUUCAUCAGACCCAGAGUCACCAGAUACAAUAGUACAACAAAACAGAAAUAAAAUAACAGCUACCCUUGGGCUUGUUGUCCAUGCUGCAGCUGAUGGAGUAGCAUUAGGUGCAGCUGUUAUGUUAAAUCAUUCAUCACUUACAAUUAUAGUAUUUGUAGCUAUCAUGUUACACAAGGCACCUGCAGCCUUUGGUUUAGUAUCUUUCCUGCUGCAUGAAGGCUUUGACAGACCUAGAAUUAAGAAGCAUUUGUUUGUGUUUUCUAUUGCUGCUCCAUUGAUGGCAAUUGUAACAUUUAUAUGUUUAAGUCAGAAAAGUGCUGAGUCUUUCACAGAUGUUAAAACAACAGGCAUAGCUAUGUUAUUUAGUGCUGGGACCUUUUUAUAUGUGGCUACAGUCCAUGUUCUACCAGAAGUAUCAUCUGGACAAGUCAAACAUACCAACCCUGAUGGGACCAUAGUCAUCCAUGAACAUAAAGGAUUUAAAAAUGUAGAACUUGUAGCUAUUGUUGUAGGGGCUAUUCUUCCUGUUAUUUUAUCUCUAGGCCACAAGCACUGAAGAUUUGUUUUAAUAUAUUGUAUUAAAAAUAUCUCACACGAUAUUGAUAAGAGUUUGUCAGAUAGAGGCUGUAUAUUACAACGAUUGAUAUAUCAUAUCUCAAAGAUGUGUAAAUAUAGAUUCUUACAUUGAUACCAGUGGAUUAUCGGAUUUAUCCAAUCGAGAUAGUUAAAUUAUCAAUUUUAAAGUCCGAGCCGCCUCGGCGAGGACUUUAAAAUUUAUAAUUUAACUAUCAAGAUUGGAUAAAUCCGAUAAUCCAUGAGUAACUAUGUAAGAAUCUGUUUCUCUAAUGAUUAAAAAGACAUUUUCUUUUUUUGUUAACCGAAAAUCCCCUUCGAGUGCCUUUCACAUUGCACGAAGUUGUCAAUUUCAUUAACACCUGUUGUCAAAUUUUGCUUCAUCUAGUUAGCUAAAAAGGUCAUGACCCUUAAAAUCAUCCAAUGAUCUUUUGAGAUCACCAGCAACCACACGUUGAUUAAAUUUUUUUAUACAAUGGGUUCGAAAAGGGAUAAUUUUCCAUAGAAUUAGAGAAAAGAAUUUAAUCUCUUCAGAUCUUACUUUUUUGAGUGUUUUUUGUUUGUUUCUGUGGUGUUUUAACUGUCUGCCAGACUGAAAUAAAAAUUAUUCAUUGAUCCGUAAAUUUAAAUUUGUUUUUACUGAAAUUGAUUAAAUCAGGCCUACUGACAAGUCCUGAUUGUUAUACAAUUUAACUUCUGAUAAAAACAGGACAUAAGAAAAAUGCAAAAUAGGGAUUUUAUUCACCUUGUUCAAGACAAUCUUCACCCAUUAUUAGUUAUAUUUUAAGUUUCAGUUUUCAGUUUAAAAAGAUUGUUGCAUCUACGCCUAUGUUAGUAAGUUUCUCCGUCACAUAUUUAAUAUUUAUGAUUUACAAUAUUUCCUACCAAAAAAUAUAGUUUGUAAUAUGAUUAACUGAAUGUGAAAAAGCAUUUCAAAAUUAAAAAAACAAAAUCUAAGUUAUGUGAAAAAGUUAUCUUUGAUUUCAACAGCUAAAUAUUUUCAUAGGCGGAAAACUUUUUAUUUUAAGGCAUUAAUAAACAUAUAAUAUCUUGCCAUAAAAGACAAGUUCCAUUUGUUUUAUUAUAACUUAUUUAAGUCAUAUUGUGUAGAUUGUUGUUUGUGGUUUAUACCUUUUUUUUUUUUUUUAAACAAAAACAUGUAUAACAUGGGUUAUAGAACAUUUUCAGACACAGGUCAUGUAGUUAUAAAAUUUGUAUUUUCUUUGGACAAGGAAAGUAAAUAUGCUUCAUAUGAAUAAAUGAAUGAGGUUAUAUUAAAAAAAACUGAAGGAGGAGUUGAAUUAUUUCUCCAAUGUUACUGCAAUUUAUAUAAGAAGUUGUCAAAUCAAUAAAGAUAUAGAGGGAAGUAGGAACAUUUUAGUGUUUUUUGUUGUUUGGUUUUGUUUCUCAUGUAUAACAAAAUUUCUUGUUCACUUUGUCCAUUUGUUCAAUUUUUGAAUAACAUAUAGGAAUUAUAUAAACAAAAACAAGUAUAUUAAAUGGUUUUACACUAGUAAUUUUGGGGCCCUUUAUAGCUUGUUGUUCGGUGUGAGCCAAGACUCCGUGUUGAAGGCCGUACUUUAAUCUAUAAUGGUUUACUUUUUAAAUUGUUACUUGGAUGGAGAGUUGUCUCAUUGGCACUCACACCACAUCUUCCUAUAUCUAUAUGUUCUUCUUUCUUUACCAGUCUUUCUAUCACUUAAGAUUUUAGCAAAAAACAAAAAUUGCAUAUAAUUAUACCAAUUUAUUUAGUACUUACUUCAUAGACUAUGUCUUUUUAUAAUUAGAAAGUUGAUAAAAAAAAUAGAAAUUGCUGUAUCAUGAUUGUGUGAUUUGACCCAUCAGAGAAUGCUUGUGACCAGGGUACCUAUUGUAAUAUAUAUCAGACAUUUUACAUUGUGUAUGAUUUAGAAAAAUGGAGUACUUAUAUUCAUUGUUAUCAAAUGUAACAAUAUAGAAUCUAUCUAUCAACCACUGCAGGUAUCAGCAUUUUAAACCUUGAUAAAUAGACAAACUUAAAAACUAUAUAACUACUUCUUGUCUGAUUGAAUUGAAAUUGUCAGGAAGAAAAACAUGUCAAUAUAAAUAAUAUAUUCUACCAUGUAUGAUAGGGUUCAACACAUUAUUAAUAUAUUACUCUGACAGUUCCUUUUCUCUAAAAUUUUGUUUUAUGAUGUUAACAUUAUUCAGAUAUGAUUUAUACUGGAUCAAAAAUAAAUAACAUAUCAUAUUUUUCUUCAUUCUACUUGUCAGGUUUAGAACUUGAAUAAUGUUGAGUUAUGAAGGAAGUUUUGCUUAUUUCUCCCAAUCUUUGCUGCAAAAGGAACAGACUCUUUAGCUCAAACAACUUCAUUUAACAAAAAAAUAUAUAUUAAAUUCCUGAUUUUUACCUCCUUUAAAAAAGAUUGACAAUUGUAUUUUUUUGUAAUCUGCAUAACUAGCAUACUGUUAUUGUUUUGGUGAGGGUUAAUUUAUAUUUACACACAUCUAUAUGAAAUCUUGUAAUUUUAUGUUUAAAUGAUUAAGAUCUAACAAUUUACAAUGAUCAGUGAUGAAGAAUUCCAUAUCAUAUUAUACUGAAAUUGAACACUAGUCUAUCUUUGUAGAUCUUUAGAUGUAUUAUUUUAUUUUGUGUUGUUUUUGGGGUAACCCACUUUUUAUAGUAUUCUCCAACAUUUGACUCAGUGGUGGAUCCAGAACUUUUCAUAAGGGGGUGGGGGCCCGCUGACUGACCUAAGAGGGGGCCUGCUCCAGUCAUGCUUCAGUGAUUCCCUAUAUAAUCAAACAAAUUUUUCCAUCAAAAAGGGCCCCAGGCCCCCUCCCCUGGAUCCACCAAUGUUGCUGACCUACAGUUGUUUAUUUUUGUAUUAUUUGACUCAUUUAGUCACUUGUGAAGAGUUGUCUCAUUGGUAAUCAUACCACAUCUUAUUUUUAUAUCGACCUCUCCUUUCGUUCAUUUUAUAAACCCACAUUAUCUGAAAAAGUUAAAACCCCAAAUAUGUAACAAAUAUUUCUAAACAUUAUAUAGUUAACAAGAACAAAUAUUGAAAAAAGUGUAUUUCACUUGAUAUGACUAAAAAAGGAUUUUUUUUCUAGCAAAAGGAAAUUGGGAUCACUACUAAAAUAAUGACACAAUUUUACAAAUUGUUUUCACAUUUGCUGACUACAGCUUUUCUAGUAUAAACCUUUUUAACUUAAGAAUGAUUAUAAAUGGUUUUAUUAGUCACAGAGUUAUUUAGUCUCUUUAAUCUUAUACCCAUUAUUAUAAAGGUCUUGAUGUCUUAUAAAUCAAAACCUGGAGUGAUUCUAUGUGUAUGUUAGAUUACCUUUGUUGUGACAUGUCUUGUUCACUGCCUCAAUCUCAUAUUUUAGUGUAAGCUGAUAAGAUAAGAUAGAUAAGAGAUAAGUUUUGGUCGAAAAGUAAGAUGCUUUUUUUAUAUAAAAUAUUGAUAGUAAAAAUAAUGUUGCCUAAACAAAUUUCUAAAAUUUUAUCAUUAAUAAGUUUAUUUUUUGUGUGCAGUUUUAUUGUUAUGUGCAUCUUAUUCACAUUCCUGCUGUGGUUCUCACUUGUUUUUGAUGAUCUUUGGGUAUUUAAUAAACCUGCUUUAGAUUUUUUUGUUACAUGAUAUGUUCAUUAGCUUUGAAAAUGUAUGUGAAGAAUAGUAAGUUGAAAAUGCUUCAAAUUUGUAUUCAAAUGAUAAAUACAUCACAAAAGUGGCUUCCACUGCAUAUAUCUAUCAACACAGUAUUUAAACAUUCCUUAUGUAUGAAACUGAAAGGUUAACGAUUUUGUUUAUUAAUGAAAGCAAUUUAAUUUUGUUCAUGUAUUUCAAGAAAAAUGACAUAGAAAAGAGUUCCAUGAAUUUUCACUAUCUGUUGGGAUAAUUCUUAACAACUCUUCUUGUCAUAUUAUAAUUCCUAGCGAAAACAUGUAUAAUUGAAUAGAUAUAUUUAUUCAGCAGUUAAUUUCAUUGUAUGUAAAAUUUUGAUUUUCUACAAUAUUUUUGUUUCUUAUCAGAUCAAUGCAUAUAAAUUAUGCAUCUAUAAUUAUUCAAUAAUAAACAAUAAUUUGGAAGACAGGACAACAAUACAUUUUGUAUGUGUAGUUGACAGGAAAUUGUAUUUCUACAUCAAUGAGGGUGCUGUUAAUUAUGGAAACCUAAGAUAUUACAUUUUCCUGUCAUUUUAAAUUUUUUGAUGUGAUUUUUUAAUUCUAGUAUGAAAUGAUUCCAUUUUCACCAUUUUGUUUGUCAGUUCAAGGAAUCAUUAGUGUAACAUCUAGCUGAUAGUCAACUUGUAUAAUCUUGACCUGAAUUGACUGUUCAUUUUAAGUUUUGGAUCUUAGAAAAGAACUGUGUUUUCCUAAGUGUCUAUCUUAUGGAGGGUAUUUUAAAUAUCAUAUGAUAUUUGUAUAUUAUGAAUGAUAUUAAAAUGAUAGAGUAAAUUGUGCAAGUAUUAUCAACUGUAAGUAUAAUCAAUCUGAUGUAUGAUUUAUAAAAAAAACUAUCAUUUGAUUUUACUAUAUUUUAUUUUUCUUGUUUUUUUUUGGUUUAUAUGUAUAUAUAUAUUUAUAUAAGAAAAAUAUUGUGAUUGAUAGGAACUUAAAAGUAUGGAAAUGUAAUGUAUUGCUAUGCAAUCUCUAGUGUUAGUUUGUUUUACAGUACAGAAGUUUGGUUCAGAAGUUUUAAGGUUUAUUUUAGAAUGAUCCUUUAAAGGGCAUUAGCUGUCAAAUUUAUGUUCACUGGUUUAACUUAAUUUCUCAUAUUUGAUUUAUUACAUACUAAAACUUAUAUUCAAAUAACAAAGCGUCAAAAAUAAACAAUUUACAAUUCAUGGACUUGAUUAGAUGUAUCAGCAUUAUAUAUAUUCUAGUCUAGACAUUGACACAUUCCCCAUUUCAUUUCUCAAUUUUAUUCUCUUAUUAACUAUUGGGAUGACUUCUGAAAACUGCCAGUGGUCCUAUAACCUGAAUUGAAACAUAAAUAGAGGUAUAAAUAGAGAGUGAGCACAUGUAAUUGAUUUUCUUAGGUCUGCCUGAUUACAUGUUAUAGGUAAAAAAAGUAUGUUACCCAUAUUUUACCUGUAUAAGAAUGUUUUUAUAUGGAUUGAGGAAAUCAGCCUAUUGGUUCACCCUUGUUUCACUUUCAAUUUUGACAUUCUUUUCCUUUUGAUAGAUAAACAAGCCUAGUACAUGCAUACUCCCUCUCUAGCUAAGAGGUUACAUUGAAUAGAGGUCAAAUUAUUAACUUGCAGGUCAAUGAAACAUCAGCAUUGUUUUUGAGCUUAUAAAGACAUUUUAUUUAAAAAUUCUGCUUUCAUCAAUACUUGAGUCAAAAAGAAUAAUAUUUAAAUCUGUUCACAGCUGGUCCUGAUUGUGCUAUUUAGAACUUGACUUCAUUUAUAAUAGACACUUGUAUGUGGUUUAACACUUGAUAUUGACCUAAACAUAUUUUGAUUUUAUUGUAUCAUCUGAUUGCUGUCUCAUUGAUGUGUGCACCCCUGAUCUCUUUUCAAUACUUAUGUCUUAUUUUGUUAUUGGCUGCUGUCUCUCUGUGGCAAAUUAUAUCACAUACUAUUACAUUUCUGCUACAUCUCUUACAAUUCUAUUACAUUUAUUACAUAAAAUUACAAUUCUAUUACAUAUUAUUACUUUUUUCAAUUUUAUGUGUAAGUUGAAUAUUUUUUGUUUUCCCUUUUCUUACCCCCACAACAAAGUUCUAGGGAUAUAUAAAAAUUACACUUUCUAUCUAUUUGAGAGGAUUGACUUUAUGAGCAUUAAGUAUAAAUGCAGGGGUGAGUGUAGUAGAACAUAGUGGAUGAUUGUUGCUUACUUUCAUAUUGACAAGUGUUGCAUUUUUGGUUGAUUUAUAUUAAUGUGUUAAUAAAGCUGUGCUUGUGGUAUUUUUUAACGAGUUAGUUUGAUCAUGCAAUACUUAGCUAAAAUGAUUGUCAGCUUAACAUAUGUUACAUUAUCUAUAUGUAACCAUUGUGGCAGUAAGAUUCAAUUUUUUUUGUUUAUCAAAGUUCCUCAUUUUUGCAUAUGACGAAUGGUGUGAUAGCUGUGAUGGAGUUUCCAUUGUCUGUGGUUAUUUAUAUUGUUAAAUGUACAAGAUGUAAUUAUUAAUUUAAUGGUAGAUUAAAUAAAAUGUUUUGUCUUCCAAAGAUA
This is a messenger RNA of Mytilus trossulus (common blue mussel), 7224 nucleotides long. Its product is annotated as zinc transporter ZIP9-like. The coding region runs from base 97 to 1041 and encodes 314 amino acids. Gene Ontology annotation, cellular component: membrane. The record is from RefSeq and is a predicted model, not a curated record. Gene Ontology annotation, biological process: zinc ion transport; transmembrane transport. The transcript has 7 exons. Gene Ontology annotation, molecular function: metal ion transmembrane transporter activity. NCBI's taxonomy places the organism in Eukaryota, Metazoa, Mollusca, Bivalvia, Mytilida, Mytilidae.